CUGAGUUCACGGUCUAACAGCUGGGAUAUCUAUUUUCAUCUGUCAUUACCCAGUUUGCAUACUUACUGAAACUAGGAACUAUGGGGAAUGUAGUCAGCAACACAGCUAGCUGCUUUACACAAAGGAGCAAAGAGAAACAUUCAGAGGAAGACUUCUUGAAGGAAUGUUAUUUCAAAAAAGACCAAAAUCUUGAAUUGAAAAACCAGCAAGAGAAAAAUAAUGCAGAGCCUAAAACGGCAUUACUUGAAAAAUCCCAGAAUCCUUCAGUUCUAGAAAAUGGAUGGUCCUCUGGUGCUGGGUCUCUCAAAAGCCUGCAGAACAAAGGCCUGGUAAAACAAAAUAACCUGGACCAGAAGCAACUGAACAGUAGAGGUAACAAGGUGCAAAAGGAGAUUCAGCCAAACUGGGCCUUGCAAACAGGUACUGUACAGAGGCAUUCAGGAUGUAGACAGUUUUCCACCAGAGAGGUCACAGAGGUCACAGAAGUGACAGAAACUGUUGUCACUGAGAUAAUUGAAGUGACAGAGUACCCACAUGGAGAAAAAGGUGGCAAUCCAGUUGUCACAAGAACUGUGAAAGUGCUGACCGAGUGUGCUGGGGAACUAGCAGAGGUCGAUAUUUUAUAUAUUUUACAGUAUACAGUAAUGUGGUAUCUGAUAUUCAAAUGCUAUACUGAAGGCUCAGCAUAUUUGAUCUAUAUAAAGUCAAUAAUGAGUUGA
Molecule: messenger RNA, 719 nt
Organism: Protopterus annectens (West African lungfish)
Lineage: Eukaryota; Metazoa; Chordata; Ceratodontiformes; Protopteridae
Exons: 1
Coding region: 81-719 (212 amino acids)
Source: RefSeq, a predicted model, not a curated record